Oncorhynchus nerka (sockeye salmon) is the source of this 1734-nucleotide messenger RNA. Its product is annotated as zinc finger protein OZF-like. The record is from RefSeq and is a predicted model, not a curated record. Gene Ontology annotation, molecular function: RNA polymerase II cis-regulatory region sequence-specific DNA binding; DNA-binding transcription factor activity. The transcript is spliced from 2 exons. The coding region runs from base 222 to 1721 and encodes 499 amino acids. Lineage: Eukaryota; Metazoa; Chordata; Actinopteri; Salmoniformes; Salmonidae. Gene Ontology annotation, biological process: regulation of transcription by RNA polymerase II.
CAGAAGCAAUAAUAUGUUAGUGUGACACCUCCGUAGCUUGCUAGACAAAAAAGCAGAAACAAUAAAGCUCUUUAAAAGCUUUCGUGUUUAUUUGCUGCUGUGUUUUAAACCCACGUUUGUCGUUUAGUUAGUUAUCCGAUUUGAUUUCAUAUUUACGGUAUUGUUAUUAGUCAGCGAGCGGUCUGGUUAAAUUAGCAUUAGCCUAGCUAACAUCUCCGACCAUGCGGUCACUAAGCCACUAUCCUGCUAAAGAAGAGGGAGAUAUCACAGUAAAACAAGAAGUAGAGGGUGAGGCCGUUACUGUGAAAGAAGAGGAAGACGCGUUCAGAGUGUUAGAGGAGGAUGUUAGAGUAAAAGAAGAGGAUUAUGCAGUUUAUGGCGUGAAAGAGGAGGAGGAGAUGACUCUUACAUCGAAACAGGAGGAGGAAGAAGAGGAUGAAACUGGAUAUCUGGGCCCUGUUUCCCAAACGCAUCUUAAGGCAUCCAAUGGUUCUAACGAUGAAUUUAGCCAUAAGAUGGUUUUGAGAAACCGUUCCCUGAUUAACACUAGAGAGAUACGGGACUAUCGUGGAUCCUCUGGGGAGCCUCAACAACUUAAUGAUGCUGAGGCAGAGAAGAGUCUCUCCGGAUCAGAACACCUCAAUAAACACCUGCAGAGAUCUCACUGCUUCUCUGACUGUGGGAAGAGAUUCACCUCAUCUGGCAUUAACAUUCAUCAGAGAGUCCACACAGGAGAGAAACCUUAUAGCUGUGGUCAAUGUGGGAAGAGGUUUACUCAGUCAACCGGCCUGAUAUCACACCAGAGAAUACACACCGGAGAUAAACCUUAUAGCUGUGUUCAAUGUGGCCAUCUGACAUCACACAAGAGAACACACACAGGAGAGAAACCUUAUAGCUGUAAUCAGUGUGGGAAGAGUUUUACUGAGUCUGGGGCUCUGACUAAACACCAGAGAACACACACAGGAGAGACACUUUAUAGGUGUGAUCAAUGUGGGAAGAGUUUUGCUACAUCUGGUCGUUUGACUUUACACCAGAGAAUACACACAGGAGAGAAAUCUUAUGCCUGUGAUCAAUGUGGGAAGAGUUUUACUCAGUCAACCAACCUGAUAUCACACCAGAGAACACACACAGGAGAGAAACCUUAUGCCUGUGAUCAAUGUGGGAAGAGUUUUACUCAGUCAACCAACCUGAUAUCACACCAGAGAAUGCACACUGGAGAGAAACCCUAUAGCUGUGGUCAAUGUGGAAAGAGUUUUACUACAUCUAGCUAUCUGACUCUACACCAGAGAAUACACACAGGAGAGAAACCUUAUAGCUGUGGUCAAUGUGGAAAGAGUUUUGCUACAUCUAGCUAUCUGACUCUACACCAGAGAAUACACACAGGAGAGAAACCUUAUAGCUGUGUUCAAUGUGGGAAGAGUUUUGGUCGAUCUGGCCAUCUGACAUCACACCAGAGAACACACACAGGAGAGAAACCAUAUAGCUGUGAUCAGUGUGGGAAGAGUUUUACUGAGUCUGGGGGUCUGACUAAACACCAGAGAACACACACAGGAAAUAAACCUUAUAGCUGUGAUGAAUGUGGAAAGAGUUUUACUACAUCGACCCAUCUUAUUACACACCAGAGAACACACACAGGAGAGAAACCUCAUAGCUGUGAUCAAUGUGACAAGAGAUACUCUGAUAAAAGACAUCUGAUCAAACAUCAGAAAAAACAUACAUGAGGGAGUUGUUUCA